Sipha flava (yellow sugarcane aphid) is the source of this 594-nucleotide messenger RNA. RefSeq names its product ejaculatory bulb-specific protein 3-like. The coding region runs from base 103 to 501 and encodes 132 amino acids. Lineage: Eukaryota; Metazoa; Arthropoda; Insecta; Hemiptera; Aphididae. The transcript has 2 exons. The record is from RefSeq and is a predicted model, not a curated record.
CAAAUAGCGGGGUAUGUUAUCCGUCGUGUUUAGUGUUCAGUAAUAUUUCUGUGUUGACUGUUAAACACAUUUGGUUAGAAAACCAUACGCUAGAAAGAAAAAAUGGCUCGUCUUAGUUUGUGUUUUUUAGUUGUUGCAUCAUUGGUUUACUGCACAUUUGCUGAAGAAAAGUACACCACCAAAUUCGACAACUUUGAUGUUGACAAAGUGCUGAACAACAACAGAAUCUUAACCAACUACAUUAAGUGCUUACUUGAUGAGGGAAAUUGUACUAACGAAGGCAGAGAAUUAAAAAAAGUCUUGCCAGAUGCACUAAAGACCGACUGCAGUAAAUGCACGGAAAUUCAAAAGAACAGAUCCGAUAAAGUGAUAAGAUUUUUGAUCAAGAACCGUGCUUCUGACUUCGAACGUUUGACUGCUAGAUUUGACCCAACAGGCGAGUACAAGAAGAAAUUGGAAAAAUACGAAAAGGAAGCAUCUUCCGCAUCUGCUAAACAUUAAUUAGUCAAAAUAUUAUUUCUCCAUAUUCCUAUAUAUUUACUUCUCGCUUUAGUAUAGAUUCAUAAGAUCAUAAUAAAACAUUAUUAUAUUGUA